AUGCGAUUGCUGGAGCGCUCCCGGUGGACGACCAGCCCAUACUAUGCGCUGGUGAUCUUCGUGAUCGCGUGCGGGAGUAUCCCUAAAGGUUAUGACGAAGGAGGAUACAGCGCGAGCGUCAAGCUCGAGUCAUUCGUGAUCGACUUUAACCUCAUCAAAUCACACUGGAAGAACGAUCCAACCGGAUUGACCAAUCGCACUGCCAACAUCACGUCCUUCAACGUCUUGGGUGCAGCAUUCGGUGCCUUAGCUGGCCUGGACCUGAAUGAUCGUUUGGGUCGUCUUAUCUCGUGGCGACUGGCCUGUCUGGUAUGGGCGAUUGGGACCUUUAUCCAAAUCUUCUCAUCGGGAAUCUAUGGCUUGCUGCUGUUUGCUCGCAUCUUUGCCGGACUUGGCGCUGGCCUGCUGACGGUCACCUCGCCGCUAUAUCUAUCGGAGGUGGCGCCUCGAGCGACACGAGGUCUCGCUGUCGGCAUGUAUAUGGUGAUUCUGCUGGCAGUGCUCGCCAUGGGGUUCUUCAUUAAUUAUGGCGCCAAUCUCCACAUGGCCGCCACGCGUACCCAAUAUCGGCUAGUUCAGGCUAUCCCAAUUAUCCCUGUCGGCAUCGCCUUUGGCCUCUCAUUCCUCUGCCCCGAAACUCCCCGGUAUCUGGUAUCACAGCAGCGUCAUGAGGAAGGAAAGGAGGUGCUUGCUCGCCUACGUGGAAAAUCCAUCGACGAUGAGAGCGUUGAGGCCGAGUUUGAGGAAAUCGACCGACAGGCCAGCGAGCGGGCAGACCUAAAAUCCGUUUCUCAUUGGCAGGCGUUCAAGGAAUCUCAGUCGAAUCCUAAUUACCGCCAGCGCUUCUGGCUGUUGAUGACGAUGCAAACCAUUGCUCAGUGGACCGGUGGCAAUGGUAUUACCUACUAUGUAACCAACAUCUUCCAGUACGCUGGCAUCACUGGCUCGAGCCAGUCGCUCAUUUCAUCAGGAGCCUACGGUAUCGUUAAGCUCGUUUUCACCAUGGCUUUCACUUGGGGCCUGAUUGAUCUCUUUGGUCGCCGACGAUGCGCCCUAACUGGUCUUGCCCUGCAGCUUGCAGCGCAUGUUUAUAUGGGGGUUUAUAUGGGCCUGCAGCCUGGAUCAUCAGACAACAAGUCUGCCUCGGAUGCGGCUAUUGCCUCCGUUUUUGUGUAUGCUGUCGGCUGGUCAGUGGGUCUCUGUACUAUUCCUUACCUUUACGGCACGGAGAUCUUCCCGACCCGGAUCCGCAAUGUGAGCUAUGCCAUUAGUAUGGGUCUUCACUGGUUCUUCCAGUUUGCCGUUGUCCGCGUUACUCCGAAUAUGUUUGCCUCCCUUCAUGUGUGGGGUGCCUACCUGUUCUGGGCGAUCAUUUGUACCUUGGGCUUGAUCAUCCUCGGCAUUUGGAUGCCGGAGACAGCCCAAGUACCGAUUGAGCGCAUGGACGAGCUCUUUGAUGGGCCCUGGUACCUCCGCUGGCGCGCUCGCCCCAAGUAUGUUGAUGAUUCGUCUGAGACGACGGAGGCAAUCGCUUCUCACGACCACGAUGGAAAGACUUUCAAGUCAAAGAUUUCCAAGUCCCGAUGA
Molecule: messenger RNA, 1587 nt
Organism: Penicillium subrubescens
Lineage: Eukaryota; Fungi; Ascomycota; Eurotiomycetes; Eurotiales; Aspergillaceae
Exons: 3
Coding region: 1-1587 (528 amino acids)
Biological process (GO): carbohydrate transport; transmembrane transport
Cellular component (GO): membrane
Molecular function (GO): carbohydrate:proton symporter activity
Source: RefSeq, a predicted model, not a curated record